This is a messenger RNA of Pseudoliparis swirei, 4347 nucleotides long. Its product is annotated as BTB/POZ domain-containing protein kctd15. The record is from RefSeq and is a predicted model, not a curated record. The transcript has 5 exons. Gene Ontology annotation, molecular function: protein binding. The coding region runs from base 281 to 1075 and encodes 264 amino acids. Gene Ontology annotation, biological process: protein homooligomerization. Lineage: Eukaryota; Metazoa; Chordata; Actinopteri; Perciformes; Liparidae.
GCAGGAUUUUUCUCUUUUUGAGCUCGGCUCUUAUUUAAAGACGGAUUAUUGGCUUUCUGCUUCUCAUAACAAACCACAGGGAUAGUUUCGUUUAGACAAAAAAAAGAAGAAGAAGAAAAAGAAGAAGAAACAAGACAAGAAGCCGAGAUACGGAGCGGGAUCCCAAACAAGAGCGCACAUCGUCUUUUCUUUUUCUUUUUUCUCUUCCCCCCCCCCCCCCUCUCUCCUGUCUCGCGCGUAUCCAAAUAAGAGCAGCGAGGAGGAAGGAGCCGGUCUCUAUAUGUACAAGGAGGGAAGAAGCAUGUCACGGCUGUCCCUGACCCGGUCCCCGGUCUCUCCGCUGGCCUCCCAGGGGAUCCCCCUCCCGGCUCAGCUGACCAAGUCGAACGCCCCGGUGCACAUCGACGUCGGGGGACACAUGUACACCAGCAGCCUGGCGACCCUCACCAAGUACCCGGACUCGAGAAUCAGUCGUCUGUUCAACGGCACCGAGCCCAUCGUGCUGGACAGCUUGAAGCAGCACUACUUCAUCGAUCGGGACGGCGAGAUAUUCCGCUACAUCCUCAGCUUCCUCAGGACCAGCAAACUGCUGCUGCCAGACGACUUCAAGGACUUCCACCUGCUGUACGAGGAGGCGCGCUACUACCAGCUGGUGCCCAUGAUCAAGGAGCUGGAGCGCUGGAAGCAGGAUCGCGAUCAGCGGCGGAUGGCGCAGCCCUGCGACUGCCUGGUGGUCCGCGUCUCCCCCGACCUGGGCGAGAGGAUCGCCUUGAGCGGCGAGAAGGUGCUCAUCGAGGAGAUCUUCCCGGAGACAGGAGACGUGAUGUGCAACUCGGUCAACGCCGGCUGGAACCAGGACCCAACGCACGUCAUCCGCUUCCCCCUCAAUGGCUACUGCAGGCUCAACUCUGUCCAGGUCCUGGAGCGUCUUUUCCAGAAAGGCUUCAGCGUGGCGGCGUCUUGCGGAGGCGGCGUGGACUCUUCCCAGUUCAGCGAGUACGUGUUGUGUCGUGAGGACCAGCGGAGUCUCUGCCUCAACACACCCAUCAGGAUAAAACAGGAACCGCUGGACUAGAGCAUCCUGGGAGAGGGACUGCCAACCCUAGCAACGCUCCUUCCAUCUCCCCACACCACCCGACCCUAACCACUCCCCCCCCAACAGGACCACAACCAGCCCCACCACACCGAAGUAUUAGCGGAGGCGUGUUAACCUCGCCACCUCUGCGGAACUCUUAAGGGGAAUGUAGUACCAAACAAAGGAGGGGGGAAAAAAAUAAGGUAUCGGCAGCAAAAGUUUUUGAUGAUGUGAAAUGACGCCCGAGGAAUCUGGAACUGUGAUGACAACAAACGGCGACGACUCGACUCACUUGAACCACGUUUAGCAUCGUGACUGGUUGAUUCAUUUUCCGUGUAAUUCUUAUGACAAAGGUGUCCUGACCAUUUUUGGAGUGGCACAACAGCACCCUCCUUCAAACACACACACACACACACACACAAACACACCACCCUUCUUCCCCGCUGUCAGUGGUGUAUCAUCCGGUUCUGUCUCGGUAUGAGGCCCUUGUUUAGUCUGCUGUGGGUCAAGAAAGCUUUGGCAGCCAGGACGCUGUUAUGUAUGACAGGAAGUGGACAUAAUCCGCCCCCCCCCCCCAACACACACACACACACACGCACAAACACACUCCAAACAGGCCUCGCUGCAGACGUUGGGGCGUUUCGCCGAGAAAAACAGCACCGUUUGCCAAACUGAUUGUUUAUUCCAAUUUUCAUUGUUGUUUCUAAAGUAUGUUCUUCUUGCUCCUUUUGCUGUUCUCAUCAUGACACGGUGUAAACAAUUAUUAUUAAUAAGAUUAUUUUUAAUGUCUCUCUUUCCCUUUCUCCAAUAUGAAGGAUGUAUGAACGUUGUAUUCAUUAGGCUUUGAGAGCCGGCGACGGGAGCGUUUCUUGGCAGAAGCUGCAGAAGCUCGGCUUCCCGCAGGCUAUGUGGCUAAAGCGAUCUGGCUGGCAACGCAUUCGGAGCCGGAAAAAAUGCCAUUGUUCAAACAGGAAUGGAAGAGAAUCUAGAUCUUGCAACAAAAAUAUAUAUCGUCAAAUGUGUAUCACACAUAUAAAAAAAGGCUUUUGAAUCCCUGCUUAUUAGCUCUAAAACAGGAUCCUCUCUCGGGGCACAAACCUGUCCUCGCAUUUGGAGAAAGUCCCUCAAUUUGAAAUCCAGGUUGAAGUCGCAGCUCCACGUGUUUUGUGGUUCCGUUGAGUUGGAAUGUUGAAGGCUUGAUGACCAACGUGGCCGUUUACCAGUGUGUCCCCUGAUCCCGUACAUGGGGCGUACACCAAAUGCUGAAAUGUUUCUUUGCACUUACAACGUUUCCCACGGAGCUGCCCCCCCCCCCUUUUUGAACCCGGUCCAGCUGUUUUAUCAUCUCAUGUUUCACAAAAACAAACAAACAAAAGUCCCAACAGAACAAAUACUGUAGGUACCGAAGGGGACAAGGGGUCUACUUGGUCCCUAGUACGAACGUAAAGGCGUUAUCUCUUCUCACAGUUUAUAGCAAAAAAGACAAAAAACUGUAUGGAGGGCGCCAACAUUCGUUCCUCCGGGGGCCUCCGGGGCCCUCCAGUCUGCACCGUUUUGCUCACAGUACCUCCAGAGAAAGUUUGAGAUACAAAAAUCUCUGCUUGUUUCAAUAUUGUCACUUCUAAACCCAGAUUAAUCUGACGGUUGUCCACAUACAUGUGGAGAACCGUCGGAGUAAUCCGGCGGUUCUGCCAUACAUACAUGUGGAGAACCGCCUGAUUAUGUAUGGCAGAACCCGACGUGAACCGCACUCCCGGCGUCGGCGCCUCCUUCACAAAGAGGCGAGUGGGCGGCAUUUACUCUCCCCCCUCCGCUGCCACUCUCUCGGCCUUAUUCUCAAACAUUUCUGGAUCAAAGGCAGAAAUACAAGAAAGGCCAAUUUUUCAUGCUUUUUAUUUGUGUGUAACUUACAGAUGCUGUUUCUUCCAUUCCGAAAGACUGAUAGAAAAGAGAAAAGAGAGGUCCAUUCUGAUCUUUGUGAGCGCUGGCAUUUGUUUGAGUUAAACUUGGGGUGGUUUCCGCCCCCCCCCAAAAAUGACUAGUUGUUCAUUAAAAAUGGGCAGUAGCUCCUCCGACCACGCUGUCCUAAUAUCGUCUCUCUCCGGUUGGCCGCUGAUUAAACAACCCCGCUGAGUGGAGAAAGUUGAGCUGGGUGCAAGUGUAGCUCCCACUCCUGCGCCCCCCUGCCAACCCAACCCCCCCACCCCCCGGGGGUCUCGCUCACAAUCAACCCCAUCUUUGUUCUGACCUGCCUUUGGCCUGCGCCUUUGCAUCCAGUCGCCUCAAAGGGAAUGGUCAACCAGGCCUUUUCAUGUGCCGAGGCAUGUCGGGCUCUUCACAGCGUCCCCACUCCGCCUCCCUGAAGGCUCACAGCUCAACCCCCCCCCCCCCACACACACACACACACACACUCCCCCGUGCCCCCCGCUGCUGUGUCAUCCCCAUGCCCGGGUUUCAAAAAAGUUUUUCAAAGUCCACCGCUGAAGCACACACUGCAACCGACCUGAAGUGAUGAGUCAAAAUGUGAGCGCACUCAGAACUCACUGUAAGGACACUUUGAUGCAGUUGAUGAUGUGAGGUGUGGAAUCUCAUCCGGGGUUGGGGUCAAGCGGGGAUUAAAGGAGUUGUUUGUUUUUCAGGGAGGAAGGAAAGAAGGCGUAAAGCUUCUCACCUACGUGGCACUUGGAAAUCACAGAAUGGACUUUAAAGGGGGGGGGGGGGGUUACGCACAUUAGAGGACAAACACAAGCGUCCGUCCUCACCUGCGCAUAGAGCGGGGGAAAGGAGCAACAUUUGCAGUUUCGGGCUUCUUUCUGCAAUAAGCAAAGCUGGGACGCCGUGAAAGGUUAGGUACCAAAGGGUGACGGCCCGACAGGACUGGGAACUCCCCCCCCCCCCCCCCUUUCAGAAGAAGUGCUGGUCAGCUCCCACACGGCAUUCACUCCUCCUCUGAGGCGGGUCAGCUGUACAGUUAUUGUAUAUUGAAUUACCAGAAUUCGGGGGUUUCACUGGACCCUCGUGUUUUUGAGAGAUCUCUUAGUCCUCCUCACGUAAAAAAUAAAUAAAAAUAAAUGUAAAGAAUUCAAAGCGUUGCAUUGUGUACAUAUGGAUUCAAGCGUUUCAAAAGGGUAUAAUAAAGGUGCAAAUGUAUAUUAUUUAAAGUGUUUAAAUUUCAAUUAGACUGUGGUAUUAAAGGGCAUGUGUUCAUUUACGGUGUCUCCAUUUGACUUUUCUUGCAUAUUUGCAAUAAUAAAAGGAUGUACUGAUGUAUA